Molecule: messenger RNA, 1118 nt
Organism: Lolium perenne
Lineage: Eukaryota; Viridiplantae; Streptophyta; Magnoliopsida; Poales; Poaceae
Source: RefSeq, a predicted model, not a curated record
UUGCUUCCGUACGCACCCACCACAAACAAGCCAAAUCGCGAGAACACAUGGACGGUUAGGAUUCGUUCAUACCGCUUCGGGUCUGGGGGCAAGAUCGUCAUUUCCUGUGUACUUCGGGUUUGGCUGGGUUCGUAUCAGCCCACGUACAAGCCCGUAUAUGACCCAUACCGCAAUGUAUUAUACGCCUACGUGUCCACGCGCGGCCACACGGAACCGCCGAGAUAUAUAACGCUUUUCUCCCCUGUCCUCUUCACACUUCAGCGCAUCCAUCCAAAGCAAUCCCCAAAUCGGGAAAAAACCCUAGGUCAAGAACAGCUCGCUCUCGCUCGUGCUCGCUCGUGCUCGCUCGCGCUCGUCCAUGGAGAGGGGGAAGGGGAAGGAGGGGAAGGGCAAGGAGGCGGCGGUUGACGACACGCAGUUGGCGGCACCAUCGGCGGCCGGAGCUGCCCCAGAUCUGAGCUCCGGUUGGGGCCAGACGGCAAGAUACGGCUGGCCGGUGGCUGCACCGGCGAGCAAGAAGCGUGCGCACGAGACGGAGGCGCAGAUGCGGCGGCGGAAGAAGAAGAACCAGAAGACCCGAGAGAGGCAGGAGACGAAGGCGGCGGGGCUCAAGAUCAACAGCCCCGACGACGUGCCCACCUUCGAAGAAUUCGACUCCGCCGACCCGUCCGAGGAGGAUCCUUCGGAUGAAGUCUGUUCUGACCGGGAGGAUAGGGACGUGAAGAGUAGGCAUGUUCUCCGCAGGCUUAGGUCUGGGGAGAUUCGCUACCUUCUUGGCCCAGGGAGGUUCAAGUGCCCCUGGUGCAGCCGCAAGGAAAUGCCGACGGACUUCCUCGGCAUGUACCAGCAUGCCACCUACACUGGUGUUGGCAGCGGGCAGACACCCGCACACAUCAGGGCCAAGCAUGCCGCCUACGGCCUCUUCCUCAAGAAGUACGCCCCCAGGCAGUAGGAGCAUGCGGAGGAUGCUGCCGACCUGCCUGCCUACCUGCCUGCCGACCUGCCUGCCUACCUGAUGCCUACCUGCUAUCAUGUUCCUUUAGUUGUGUGUUUAUGUUAAACUCUGUCGUACUUAUGGUGUUGAAACUUGGUUAAUGCUGUGUUGAACUAUGUUUCUA